Messenger RNA from Caenorhabditis remanei, 747 nucleotides. RefSeq lists its product as uncharacterized. Bases 1 to 747 code for a protein of 248 amino acids. Lineage: Eukaryota; Metazoa; Nematoda; Chromadorea; Rhabditida; Rhabditidae. The record is from RefSeq and is a predicted model, not a curated record. The transcript has 4 exons.
AUGAAUGGGAGAGCGUUGCCACGUGGCCCUGUGCCACGCUCGGCAACGAUAUCAAGUACCACAACCAAACCACCGAUCCCACCAACAAUGUUCCGGUUUAUGUCGCUGAAAAAAGCCAACUUGUCGGAGAAUAUUGAUACAACACCAAAAUCGUUUCCAAUCUCGAGGCCGUCAUCUUCUUUAAGCUCAAAUUAUGUAAAGCCAUCCCUACGACCUCCAAUACCAUCACCUAUACCUCCACAAGUCACCCGACCACCUAUACCCCAGCUUAACCCUCAUCCUGUGACACGGCCACCUAUACCCCAGCCAAUACCGUCAACGCGAACACUACGUUCCUCUGCAAAUCAGUCUAAUCAUAACUCUGUAAAUACAACAACCACAAGUCAUUCACCAAUUACUCAAGCUGCUGCCACGUCGUCAUCUAUAAUCCAAACCCCGUCAACUUCCUCCACACCGGUUAAUCUCAAUCCUCCAAGUUAUUCUCCGUAUGACGAACAAGUUUCAUCGUCAACUAAUAUUCCUUCUACAUCUUGCCAGACAACACCCUCAGAACAUUUUACAACAGCUGCAGAAACAACAACAGGUCCCACUUUCUCCUCCUCCGUCGAACCUCAUAAUAAUUCAAAUGGUCCGACCGGUGGGCCAGCAGAACAAUCGGGGGAAGAGUCAGGAAAUGAGGAUGACGAUUCAAAACCGAAGGAACCUACGACAAUCGAAUUGCCUCCAAACUGCAAGGCUGGUUUUUAA